AUGGCCAUGCCGUUUCAGAAUGUCAUCGACCCCACGCUGCUCUCAGCAACAUAUUCCGGGCAAGGACUAUUACCCAACGACACACUGCGCUCCAACGGGCUGGUCCUCUCUGCCCCAAAGCCUCUUACCCCUCCCUCAUCCCAACCGAUAACGCCGUCUGGCAGUUUCAACAAUGGGAUCGACGCGCAAACCCUGAUGGCUGCGAACACGCUGUUAACCUCGUUCAGCGGUGGCAUUGGAUCAGGGUUCUCACCUUCCACAGUGGCGGCAACUGCCUCCGGCAGGUCUGGAGCUCAACUUGAUGGACAUCUCCCUCCUUCCCCUCCUCCUCCUCCUCCUCCUCCACCACCACCCACCCAGCCUGUCCCUCCGCUAAAGCGGUCUCGUCCUCCGUUCCCAGUCACCCCACUUCCACCCCCAUUGCCGCAAGAUCCCUACCAUGUUCAGAUGCCAACACCCACCAGCAAGCUAUCUGCAGCAAGUGUCGUACGUGAAGCCAUUGAGGUCCGGCAACAUAUUCAUGCGCUCGAGCACGAGAAUCGAUCGCUCCGGGAGAAGGUGGAUUGGUUGCAUGCUGGACUGGAGGCGAUCAUUGCCCAGAACGAGCACCUUGAUGGCAAGGUCCAGGAGUUUGAAGGGUGGUUGGCAUCAGGACGAGGUGGGAAAGCUAAGCCGGACUCGAGAGAGGAUAUCGACGACGACAGCAGCCCUGAAUCAGCUGAUGAAAGCACCGAUAGUGGUUCGGAAGACGAGUCGGAUUGCGCUCCUGUCAACGUUGUUGCCGCUACCUUUCGACGAUUCUUUGGGGCAACUUCCCUCUCCAAGAAAGCCGACUUGCCACCCUCGUAUGACCCCAAUUCUACCGAGGAGCUUCCAUUGCUUCCAGGUUCGCAAGACGUGCGUCAAGUACGGGUCUACUGGGCGCCUCAAGCGAAAAGAGGGAGGGACAAAGACAUCGACCUUCACAAGCAUCAGCAUAACGCUCGGGUGUGUCAAGUGCUCGCCAACCACUGCAAGGAAUUUGGGGAGACGUACUAUCCGCUGGCAGGAAAGCUCCUCAGCAGCAUUUUCAUGUGUGAUCUUGAGGAGAAGUUUGUGAAGAAGCUUGACCGGUUGCAGAGGAUCUGGAAGGGGACCGACGGGCGACAGGAAACCGCACCUGGAGGGAACAUGACCCGUAACAUGUUCUUGAAUCGCGCUGAAGGGAAACUCAAGUACCGCAUUGCAAAAUUUAAUGCCCUUCCGGAUGGCAAUCGUUUCAAGGACCAGAAGUACCUGUCGGGACUGAAGAAGCACUUGAUGUCCGAUGACGAGGAUAAGGUCAAUGAUGAUGGUGUUGUUGUCGAAAAUGUGUACGUGGCGCGACCGCCAAAACACCGUUCUCGACUGUUCCAAGAGUUCCUGGACGAAGUCGACGCUGUUGUGAUUCCGUGGUCGACGAAGUACACCCGACGCGUCAAAGGCGAGGUCAAGGACACUCCUCCCGCGCAAGCUCGGAAAAUAGAAAACAGAUUUCGACGUUGGAUGAUCGACCCUGCUUAUCUGGUGGAGCAUCCAGAGUACGAUGUGCCAGACAGGAUUGCGGACAAUGGAAAGCUGUGGGGCGAUGAGCACGAUCCGGAGGAGUUGGAGGCGAAGAAGGGAGAGUUCAGGGCAAAGAAGAGGGCGGCAAAGGCUGAGCUGAAAAGCAAGACGCCUGCAAAGCGACGUAAGACGAAGGGGAAGGAUAAAAGCAAGGGAGGGAAGGGAAAGACGAAAGCGAGCGAAAUGGUUGAAGAGGUUGAAGAAGAGCCGAGCAACGAUCAGAACGAGAUGGAUGGAGAUUGGGAAGGUUAA
This is a messenger RNA of Coprinopsis cinerea okayama7#130, 1836 nucleotides long. RefSeq lists its product as hypothetical. The record is from RefSeq and is a predicted model, not a curated record. The coding region runs from base 1 to 1836 and encodes 611 amino acids. The transcript has 5 exons. NCBI's taxonomy places the organism in Eukaryota, Fungi, Basidiomycota, Agaricomycetes, Agaricales, Psathyrellaceae.